This is a messenger RNA of Paramecium sonneborni, 644 nucleotides long. The record is from the annotation of a GenBank genome assembly. Lineage: Eukaryota; Ciliophora; Oligohymenophorea; Peniculida; Parameciidae.
AUGAUCUUAAUAGAUAUCAUAAUACUUGUAAUUUAAGGUUUUUUCAAAUAUGUACUACCGAUUUUAUUUGCAUCGUUUAUUAUUUAUGAAUGGCCUAAUCUGAAUACAAAUUAGGCAAGAAUUUUAAUGAGCAUAAAUGUAGUAUUGAUAAUUAGACUAGAAAAUUGUUUUGCAUUUUAUAGGUCUUUUAUUUGUUUUUAAGUAGAUUCUAUAAACAGAAAAGUAUAUUUGAAUAUGAAAUGACAAUUUUCUUGACAACUGUGAAAGUUGUGAAUUCAUUCCAAGCUUAGACAUCCAGUGGAUCAAUAUAUAUUAUAGUACAAUACACAAUUAAUAGAUCUGUGAAUGGAUUUUCGAUUUGUUUCUACUAUGCAAUGCUCUUUGUUAUGCUAUCUCUUUUUGCACAAUUAUCCUUUUUGUUCUUAUAGUGAUUUUCGGACUCAUUAGAGGAGAAUUUCCUAUUGUUAAUAGAGCAUUAACUUAAGAAGAAUUGUAGAGGCUGACUAGAAAACCAUGGAUUGAAUAUCAUGUAUAAUAAUAAGAAGACUGUCCUAUUUGUUUAUGUUAAUUAGAAUAAAUGGAGAUCGUUGUACAAUUACCUAAAUGCAAUCAUUAUUUUCAUGACUCUUGCAUUGAUGAAUGGC